This is a messenger RNA of Cordyceps fumosorosea ARSEF 2679, 1356 nucleotides long. Its product is annotated as vacuolar membrane protein. The coding region runs from base 1 to 1356 and encodes 451 amino acids. The record is from RefSeq and is a predicted model, not a curated record. Gene Ontology annotation, biological process: regulation of peptide transport. The transcript has 4 exons. Gene Ontology annotation, cellular component: membrane. Lineage: Eukaryota; Fungi; Ascomycota; Sordariomycetes; Hypocreales; Cordycipitaceae.
AUGGUCUCCGCGACGGCGAUGCACGCCUCCGGAACUGCGCCAGACAUUGUUGUCGCCCGAUUCUCGGACGAUGUGAUGGAGCUGGAGGAGCCUGCGGCAGCUAAUACCGCUCCCGCACCCGCUACUACCGCAUCGCCGCGACCGAUCUCCAAAAAGAGCCUGCUUUCUAACAUUGGGCUCGGGGGCUAUGCGAGACGAACGCUAGGCAUCUGCCUCCUCAUUGUUGUCGUCUUCCUCUGGACACUGUCCAACUUCCUAGCGAGCUUCAUCUUCUCCGACCAUACCUACGACAAACCCUUCUUCGUCGUCUAUAUCAACACUUCCCUCUUUGCCAUAUCCCUGAUACCCAUGUUCGUACGCUACAUGGUGCGGGCCGGAAUUAACGGCCUGCGAACCGACCUCGUUCAUCUGUGGCGCCAGCGCAACAGCCACGGCGCACUAUUCCAAAGAAUAAAAGACGAGGAGGAAGAUGCAGUCGACGGUGAGCGCCUGCUGUCUAGCCAAGACCAAGACGCUGGUGUCCCGGAGCCGGUCUCCCGAGACACAACGUCGGCGGCGGCGGCGGGAGUGCCGGAAAAGAUGACCUUUGGUGAAACCGCUUACCUCAGCCUCGAGUUCUGCAUGCUCUGGUUCUUGGCCAAUUAUUUUGCCUCGGCGUGUCUGGAGUACACAAGCGUGGCCAGUGUCACGAUCCUCACGUCAACAUCGAGCAUUUGGACGCUCGUAUUCUGUGCGCUCUUCAAGGUGGAGUCAUUUUCGCUACGCAAGCUCUUUGGUGUCUUGGCGUCGCUCAUUGGCAUUGUCCUUAUUUCGACCGUGGACCUCACGGGCAACAGUGACGAACACCGAGGUUCUUUUCCGCACAAGACUACGGGCCAAAUCGCGAUUGGCGACUCAAUGGCUUUGAUCAGCGCUGUUGUAUACGGCAUGUAUGUGACGGUGAUGAAGAGGAGAGUGGGGGACGAAGACAAGGUCGAUAUGAGAUUAUUCUUUGGCCUGGUUGGCGUUUUCAACCUGUUGUUCUUGUGGCCUCUCUUCUUUGUGCUUCAUUGGACUGGUAUCGAGCCCUUCCAAUUACCACCUACUGGCACGGUUUGGGCCAUCAUCAUCGCCAACUCUCUGUCGUCUUUUAUUAGCGACAUUUUCUGGGCAUUCGCCAUGCUCCUUACGACCCCUCUGGUUGUUACCGUAGGCUUAUCGCUGACUAUUCCUCUCUCGCUUAUCGGCGAGAUGAUUCAAUACGGCCAAUACUCUAGCUUUGUGUAUUGGAUCGGCGCGGCUGUCGUAUUCCUAUCGUUUGUCUUCGUCAGCAACGAGAGCCAGGCCGAGGAAGUGGAGGAACAAGAAAUGAGAUGA